Pundamilia nyererei is the source of this 3582-nucleotide messenger RNA. RefSeq names its product kinesin family member 19 (gene kif19). Bases 516 to 3566 code for a protein of 1016 amino acids. Gene Ontology annotation, biological process: microtubule-based movement. The record is from RefSeq and is a predicted model, not a curated record. Lineage: Eukaryota; Metazoa; Chordata; Actinopteri; Cichliformes; Cichlidae. Gene Ontology annotation, molecular function: microtubule binding; microtubule motor activity; ATP binding. The transcript has 20 exons.
ACGCGCGAACGCAGACACGCGCGCGCGUAAACACAGGACACGGAGCCGAGAGGAGCGAGGACAGACACAGAGGAGUGCGAGUAGCAGGUGAGCUGUUGCUGGUGCUGCUGUUACCUGCCGCUACCUUUAACUCUUUGUCUGGCUAAAUUAUUCCCGUGUUUCCCGACCCGCUGCGUGGAAGAUACCCACCGACGCGCUCUCGAGGACACAAAGAGGAAGCGAGUGAGAGAGUAGAGUCGGUCGGUAGUUGUAGGAAAGCUAAUGUCGUUGAGUAAAAACGACUCGAAGAGAUUGUUAGCUCGCCAGUCGGCUUGUUACUACGGACAAGCUACAGCCAGUGAGCAUUAAAGGCAGAACCCGGGUAUAUUAGUAGUUGUUAGGUGUAUGCGGUGUGCUGCAGGUGCUUUUUUUUUCUUAAAGAGUAGGUGGCAUGCAGGUAGCGACGGGGAGCGGGAUGGUCCAGUGCCCCGUUUUCUGUUGAUGCUCGCUAUCCUUCAGGCUGACCGAAAGUGAACAUGAAGGACACCGGAGAGUCAAAGGACCACCAGCUAACUGUUGCCUUGAGAAUCCGACCCCUCAGCGAUGCUGAGCAGGAGGAGGGGGCUACAAUCGUGGCCCACAGAGUGGACGACCAGAUGGUGGUUCUGAUGGACCCCAUGGAGGACCCAGACGACAUCUUGCGUGCCAAUCGCUCGAGGGAGAAGACUUACAUGUUUGAUGUAGCAUUUGACUUCUCCGCUAGUCAGGAGGAAGUGUACCGGGCAACAACAAAAGGCCUAAUUGAGGGCCUUAUAUCAGGCUACAAUGCCACUGUGUUUGCCUAUGGACCCACAGGUUGUGGAAAGACAUACACCAUGUUAGGAACUGACAAGGAGCCAGGCAUCUAUGUUCGAACUCUGAAUGACCUGUUCCGUGCCAUUGAGGAGACCAGUGAUGACAUGCUGUACAGUGUGUCCAUGUCCUAUCUGGAAAUCUACAAUGAGAUGAUCCGUGACCUGCUGAAUCCAUCCUCAGGCUUCUUAGACCUAAGAGAAGAUUCUAAGGGAGUUAUUCAGGUUGCUGGAAUCACAGAGGUGUCCACCAUCAAUGCUCAAGAGAUCAUGGAGCUCCUCAUGAAGGGCAACAAACAGCGCACCCAGGAGCCAACAGCCGCCAAUCAGACGUCAUCUCGCUCCCACGCUGUGCUACAAGUAGCUGUCAAACAGCAGAGCCGCUGUCGUGACGUUCUGCAGGAGGUCCGCUUUGCACGCCUCUUCAUGAUUGACCUCGCCGGCUCCGAACGAGCAGCACAGACUCAAAAUAGAGGUCAGCGUUUGAAGGAAGGGGCCCACAUCAACCGUUCCCUCCUGGCUUUGGGCAACUGCAUUAACGCCCUGAGUGACAAAAAUGGUAACAAGUAUGUCAACUAUCGAGACAGCAAGUUGACUCGUCUCCUGAAGGACUCCUUGGGCGGAAACAGCCGAACGGUCAUGAUAGCCCAUAUUAGCCCUGCCUCUGUAGCUUUUGAGGAGUCUCGUAACACGCUGACAUAUGCAGACCGUGCCAAAAGUAUUCGAACACGGGUGAAGAAGAACAUGAUAAAUGUGUCAUACCACAUUGCUCAGUACACCAAUAUCAUCUCAGACCUGCGCUGCGAGAUCGAGAGGUUGAAAAAGAAGAUUGCCGAACAGGCGAGUCGACAGCUCAAUUCUGACCGAGCUGACAUCCGCAAUGUUCAGGAGGUCCAGGCCCACUCCAGCCAGCAGAGUCGAGAGGAGAUGGAUCUGUUGAGGGAGCAGCUUCUGGAUGCCUUCCGCCAACAGAUGCAGAUCAGGAAGAGCCUGAUGGAGCUGGAAAACAACAACAUGGAGAUCCAGAUUGCCACCUCUAACAAUCUUUUAACUAUUACAGACUGGGAACAGGAGCGCAGCAGGCGCAGGAGAAAGUGGCGUGCAGAGAGGAGGAAGGAAAGUGUCAAUAAGGAUGAAAGCGAGAAGGACUCUGAUUCCUCAGAGUCUCCUCCAGACACCACGGAGACUCAGGAGGUGGCAAUAGCUCGAGAAAAUCUGGUUGCACUCAUGGCUGAACAGAAAAAGAUUCACAAGGAGAAGGCGUUGCUUGAGCGUAGGUUUCUGGAGCUUCGGGAUCAGGCCCGGCGCUUGGAGGAGCUGCUGCCGCGGCGGGUUAGCUCAGAGGAGCAACGCGAGGUCCUAGGACUUCUCUGUAAGGUCCACGAGCUGGAGAUUGAGAACGCAGAGAUGCAGUCCCACGCUCUGCUCAAAGACAACGUGAUCCGACAGAAAAACUUUGUGGUGCAGCGUUUUGAACAGCACAGACACCUGUGCGACGAAAUUAUUCAGCAGCAGAGACAGUUCAUUGAUGACCACAGUCUGCCCGUACCUCCACACCUUCAGGACCUGUAUGAUAUGUACAUGAAGGAACUAGAUGAUAGGAAACUGGAGAAAGCAAUUGGCCUAGAAAAGGUGACAAUCAGGCAGACCAUCAAGGAGGUCUCGCUACCUAAAAUCGCCUUACCUUCUCGCGGUCGUGACAACAUGCAGGACAUAGAUUCAGACCAGGAGAGCAUACGUAACAUGUGCUCAGAUAACAGGCGAGGUCAAGCCAAAAUACGCAGACAUACCCUGCCUCCCAUUCUGCCUGAACCUGAUCUGGACAAUAACAGAGUUUUCAAGAGCAGCCCUCAUGCCAGGCAAAUGAAAAAUUCAGCAGUAAUGACCCCACCUCCUAUCCACAUAAAUGGGAAGGGCAACAGAGAGCUGCAGCCUCUGGCUCCUGAGAGCUUUCUGAGUUACAGCCAUCUCAGCCACAGUGUCAGCAGCCACCUGGACUCAUCACCUGAGAGCAGCGAGGCAGGGGCCGAUAUCCCCCUCUCAAUAAAUGAACGGCAGCAGAUUUUAAAGGGGGUCCAGAACAUUGCAGUAAAAGCAGCACGUCGGCGCUCCAAAGCACUCGAGGUGGAUGUCUUGCGGUUACCUUCUGCACCAUCUCCCCUGGACCCCAAGAAGCAGAAGAGCAGCCUUUCUUUAAGCGAAGCUCCCCCUAGAGGUUUGCCAAUGAGGCGCGUCAGGCAGCCCAGCCCCGAGCUGAGACACGCCACUUCAGACGAUAACCUGUCCAGCAGCACCGGGGAGGGACCUGGUUUGCAUGUGACCUGGACACGCCCACGUAACCGACAGGUGCUCAACAAGAACCAAACGCCUCGCGAGGCAGACUUAGAAGGCCGUCGCAAAAAGAGACGCUCACGCUCUUUCGAGGUCACAGGUCAAGCGGUACCUCAAACCAAGACGAGCACAGCUCAGAGGUUUCGCCCUCUGGACAGCACAUCAGACCCUCAUCUCCACAUUAAUGUUCAACCCCAGGCCCCUAUGCUACGCCCCCAGUACCGAGGGGUCCCUCCUCUCGCCAAAGUCAGGCCUCCCCACAGCAGCCAGCAAACAGGCUCAAAUGCUGAGUCCUCUACAACCAAUAUGAAUAACCUGAAGCGAGCACCCCAACUACGGCAGCCCCAGCCCCUCCUCUACAUAACAAACACAGGCGCGGGCGCCCAGCGUAUACGCAGACACUGAGCUUACACUGGCCGCG